UUCUUUGUUGCAGGUUACAACAUCGUAUUCGUAACUCUUAAGUCGUAAUAAUUGUCAAUUUCUAUGAUUUCACAUUAUAAUUUACUAUACAAAUUAUAAUAUAUACAUAAUAUAGUAUUUUACUAUUUACAAAUAAUUUUAAUUUAUAACUUGAAAUCAUAUCAGUGUUUUGCUAGACUUGUGUCAUUUUAUACCAUUUAUUUAGUGUCAAAUCAUUAUAAAUUACAAUCUUGUGUAAAUUGCAACAUAUUUUCUUAUUCAUACAAAUAUCUAACCCAUAUGCCAUAAGAUGGAUGCAAAGAAACAACAGACAGUUUUGCCCGAAGAGGAGUAUUUAGAGAGUAUUGGUAAAAUUAUAGAAAGAGAUUUCUUUCCAGACUUGGAAAAAUGGAAAGCCCAAAAAGAUUAUUUAGAUGCAGUUCAACAAAAUGAUACAAAGAAAUUAAGAGAAAUAUAUGAAAAGUAUAGUUUAAGCAAACGAUUGCUUAUUGAACAACCAGAUGCUAGCCCAGAUACAUUUGAAACGCCACAGCCAACUAAAGGACCAAUGAGUAGUAGAACUGUUGAUCCUACAGAUUUAGAUGAUGGCAAACAUGAUGAUUCUAGAUCAAAAGACACUGAAAUUAUUGGAUUGGACAAAUUUUUAAGCAAUACUACAAGUGAAGAUAAUCAUAGUUUUAAUGAAAUCAUUAAAGAAGCGGAAAUUCAAUACAAAAAAAAGAAUGCAUGGUUAUUUGAGGGUGAAAAAAAAGCAUUAGAAAUGGUUGAUAAACUUGAAGUGCCUUCAAUUGAAAGUCAAGCAUCUAAUACAGAACGUGCAUUUAAUUUAGAUUCCUGGGCAUUUAAAAACAAAAACUUUAUUAUGUAUAUUCCUGAUGGAGUAACAUUGACAAAAGACGAACUUAUAAAUAUGGCAUCCAAACGACAAAAAAUUGACCAUUCUAACACGAGACUCAAAUUAAAUCCAUUUGACGAAAGGCAUAACAAACAACAACUAUGCAGUUUAGCACACAUGCAAACAAGACAAUUGGAUGGAAAAAUUGGAGUUGAUGGCAAAGAAUUAACGUCUAAUACCCCUAAAAUUAAUGGAUAUGGAUUUGUUAAAACUCCAUCACCUGCUCCUGGUGUUAAUCAAAGCCCACUGAUGACCUGGGGAGAAAUUGAAGGUACUCCAUUCCGUUUAGAUGGUAGUGACACCCCACUGACUCCUCAUAAUUCUGGUCCUAUUUUCAAAAUACCUGAACAGCCCAAACGUGAAAGAUUAGCACACGCACUUGCUGAAAAAGCUAGUGAAGGUCAUAGAAAUAAAAAAAUUAGAGCUCUGGAGACAGCCAGAAAACAGUUAUCUACACCAUCGCCUUCUAAUUUAAUGAGUAGUCCAUUGGAUCGAUUGAAUUCUAUGUCACCAGCAGCUCAAAGACUUAUAUGUAACCGUAUAAGUAGUGAUAGAAGAAGAGAUGCUGCAUUAAGAGCAUCUUAUAGUCCAUCGCCACAUACAACUCCAUCUGGAUCGCCAUCAAUUUCUGGAUUAAAAAGCAAUAUUAAAAAAUCUACACCUACUAAUCAGAAAAAACCAUAUGAAUUACCUAAAAACCUUACUGAUAACUUAUUGAAUAUCAAUGUUUCCAAACGUUCAAGAGCUGUAGAUUUCUUUUAAAUAAUUUGAAACACAAGUUAUGUUUUUGUACUGUGUUGUUAAUAUUUAAUUUUUAUUUUCCAAAAAGUUUGAUACAGUAGUAUUAAAUAUUGUAACAUUGUCUGCAUCUUGUUCGACAAAUGAUAUUGAUAUACUGAAAUAAUAAAUUGAGAAUCUAGUUAUAUAUUUGAAACAUUGAAUUUUUAUAAAUAAUAAUUGUAUAUGCUUAUACUUCUUAUUGGUUAGGUUUAAAUUAUCACUAAUGUGUUUUACAAGUUUUUCGGCAUGUAUAAUAUUUUGUUCAGGACUGAUUUUUCCAGAACCGCGUACUAGUUUUAAUGUUCCUAAGACACACGGACCAUCUAACCCAUACCAAUAUAUCUCUUGAUCAGGAUUUAUGUGCACAACACAAAACUAUAAUUAAAAAGUGAAAUGUACAAAUUAAAAUAGGUAUUAAUUAAUAUCUCAAGUUCUUAACAAUAAUUAGGUGUAUAUAAUUUAAAUUGUACAUACUGUUUUAUAAUAAGAUACUAAUAAAUGUUAAAUUAACACCUUUAUUUAACCUUCUAAAUUGUGAUUUAAAAAUCAUAUCUAUUAACUAUUAUAGUAAUUUACACAAUUAUUGUUCUUUUUUUUUAAAUUUAUAAUUUCUUAACUAAAUCACAAUGUUUUUUGUUAAGAUAUACCAAUUAUAAUACUAUUUUAUCUCAACAAUUAA
This is a messenger RNA of Acyrthosiphon pisum (pea aphid), 2354 nucleotides long. RefSeq names its product ess-2 splicing factor homolog (gene Es2). Gene Ontology annotation, cellular component: catalytic step 2 spliceosome. NCBI's taxonomy places the organism in Eukaryota, Metazoa, Arthropoda, Insecta, Hemiptera, Aphididae. The transcript is spliced from 6 exons. The record is from RefSeq and is a predicted model, not a curated record. Bases 290 to 1657 code for a protein of 455 amino acids.